UUUGUCAGUCAGUUGAACAUCCAUCACCAUGGGUCCGGUGUCCUCUGUGACAACAUUCCUGGUCUGGUGGGUCGCCAGAGGAAGCUAUGUCGUCACCACCCCGACGUCAUGGUGUCCCUAGGGGAAGGGGCCAGGCUGGGCGUUGAGGAGUGCCAAUAUCACUUCCGGGACCAGCGCUGGAACUGCUCCACCAUGAGCCGAGACACUUCCUUGUUUGGCAAGAUGAUGCUUAGAGGUAAACACCGUAAUGGCUAUGGUGGUGUUUUUGGAGUGUCUGUGUUGCUUUAUUCAAUGUAAAUCCGCAUUUCUUUUCCAUCGUGGGGACACUUGACAUAGGGUUUUAUUGAAGAUUUGUUAUUUAUUUUUUUAUUUUUUAACGUGUUUUUGCAGCAAUAAAAUUUUGUUUAUUUUUUAUUGGGCCAUGAAGCGUCCAAUCAGAACAGUGGGAAGAAUUAGCUUAAGUUUAAAGAAAGGUCCAAAUGUUAAGUACUCCACUUUAUCAGCAGCACCGAAAAUCAGCAAACUCCAGAUGAAAAAAAAAAAAAACACCAACAAAAAAAACCAAACCAACAACUAAACAUUUCAAUUUCGACUUGUUAAAUAGAAUGUCUUCCCAAAGUAGACAGAAGCGUCCAAUCAGAACAGUGGGAAGAAUUAGCUUAAGUUUAAAGAAAGGUCCAAAUGUUAAGUACUCCACUUUAUCAGCAGCACCGAAAAUCAGCAAACUCCAGAUGAAAAAAAAAAAAAAACACCAACAAAAAAAACCAAACCAACAACUAAACAUUUCAAUUUCGACUUGUUAAAUAGAAUGUCUUCCCAAAGUAGACCAUUAUUUGUUUUUAUUUGUUUUGAAUCUUUAAGCAAUUUUUCAUUAAUACAAAACAAUAUUUUAAAAAUUAUGAUAUUUAUAUUUAAACAGUGGCAUUUUGAAAAAGGACAAUGUUUUUGGUUCUUUUUGAUUAAAAGAAUUGUAUGAUACUUGAGAUGAUACUUGGGUGUAUAAUCUUUUAAAUGUGACGAAUCCUUCCUUCCUCUCUUACCACAGGAAGCAGGGAAGCUGCUUUUAUUUACGCCAUUACGUCUGCUGGGGUCGUCCACGCAAUCACCAGGGCGUGUAGCAGGGGUCAGCUCAGUAACUGCGCCUGCGAUCCCACCAAAAAGGGGUCCAGCAGAGAUAAGAGAGGGGUCUUCGACUGGGGAGGCUGCUCGGACAACGUCCAGUACGGGACGACCUUCACCCGGAUGUUCAUCGACGCGCGGGAAGGGAAGCAGAGGGACGGACGGGCUCUGAUGAACCUCCACAACAACCGGGCCGGCAGGAGGGUGAGUCAGUCGCGAGGCAGAAUAGGAAAUGGUGUCCUGAAGGUGACAGAAGUGGAAAGAGGGAUACGUGGGUUGGGGUUGAAGAUAGGCAGGUUGGUCGUUUGAGACGAGUGAUUGGUGGGUGGGGGUGGGUGGAGAAUUUGUGUAUGGGUUGCUGGGAGGGUGUGUCUGGUUGCUGGAUGAUCUGCUUGUGCGCUAGUGGGAAAAUUGUUUGUUGGGUUUGCGAGGGAGCCACGAUGACUAGAUGGUGCCAGAGGCAAAUACCAAAGAACAAUUAUUCUCUCUGUCGGCUGCUACGGUAGAAGCUGUUUUAGAGGUCUGUUUUUUUUUUUCUGUUUUGCAGAACUUUUCUGUUAUCAUGCUACAAAUAUGCCUGUGCCUUUCACGGGUUUUUUCACCAUGGGUUUGCUAUUUAGUCCUGUCAUGGGCAGUAAUCUUGGUGACAUUCAAACGUGUACAAAUGUGAACAUAUCAUAAUUGGCUAAUUUUUGUACUCUGUUUUUCAAACAUGAUGCAAGUACUUUAUUAUUAUUAUUUUUUUAUUUAAAAAAAAAUUUUUUUGGUGUCAGGCUGUCAAAAAAUUCAGGAGGUUAGAGUGCAAGUGUCACGGGGUCAGCGGCUCCUGCACAAUACGCACGUGCUGGCUGGCCAUGCAGGAGUUUCGUCUCGUCGGCUCCCACCUCAAGACUCGAUACAACGGUGCCACUCAGGUGAUGAUGGAGCAGAACGGGGCGAGUCUGAUCGUGGCCAACAAGUACCACAAGAAACCGACCCGGUCUGAUCUGGUUUACCUCGAGGCUUCCCCGGACUACUGUCUCGAGAACCCGGAAGUCGGUAUGUAGCUCAUAAUGGUCGUCAUCUUAAUACAUCAAUAAACACGUAUGUUAUAAGGCCUCGUUUCUUCAUUGGCACGCCCAUGGCCAUCUAACGUCAUUCAUUUUCUUAAUAGACAGUAGACUUAUACUUGGACAGGUGUCAGUCAUUUUCUACGACACUCUUCGAACAUUCACCGGUCAAAGAACAAAUCGAUCUGAUAUUCCACAGUUGUUUCAGUUCGACCUAAAUUUGGAUGAUCAGAAUGUUCAAUGAUCGUGGGACCUCAAAAUAUACGUCCGGUUUUGGGGGUGGGGGGUGGGGGGGGGGGUUAGAACUUCGUGAGCUUGGUUAUAACAUGUUAUAGUAUAAAAAAUAAAAAAUUUGAUAAACAUUGGUUAUGUGCCGGGCAUCGAAUAUCUAAGAGUUCAACAACAACAAAAAAUUGGUCCUAUUAAAUCUCGCUUUUAGAAUGGUUGGAUACGUUUAACAAAACACAACACAUUUCGCAUUAAUAAUAAAUUGUCUUUUUCGAAAGAGACCAAAAUAGAUGAGGCAUAGGGCGAAACGGGAAGACAACAGGGCCAUAACAGUUACCCGCGUGUGUCCCGCCUAAACAUAAGUCGACACGCGCCGAGAUCAGUCAUUUACGACAUCCUUCCCAAUACGUCUUCCAGAGUGAAGUUUUGGCAGCGGCGCUGACGUUUUCAUUAUUUACCGGGACGUCCGCUGACACACGGGCUCCCACACCACUAACAGGGCCUGGGAACCCAGGACCGCGAUCACAAAUAUCUCCAUCUCGUAAUGUUAAUAUUUGGCGGCUUGUCCUACUUGGCGCAACAGCCACCCCUCCCCCCCACCCCCGAUCCGUGUUGAAAAAUGCAGAGGGCAGGGGGGGGGGCUGGUUUCAUAUCAGCGGCGGAGCUGUUAGGAUUUAGGGCCUGAAAAUAAAGGCCCUUUUCUCUUUAUGAAUUGACCUAUGAUGAUUUAUAAAAAGAUAAAUCAUGUACGACAUGUAUAAAACAUGUGUACAGGUCUCUGGGCGUCUUUGAAUAUUCUUUUUGGAUCUCUCCGAAAGAUAGCCAAAAGUCAAAAGCACGUGUUAAAAUAAGAUAUAACUGAGCUAUUCAUUAGGCAAGCCUGGGCUUAGGUGGAGGAAUGAUGUGGAGAAGUAUCUAGAGCAGUUGGGAAUACAAGGAAAAGCAUCAGUUAGGCCUGAGUGGAAGGAAGUCGUGAGGCAGGCCAAAGCCGUACAUAGGCUGUAGCGCCACAGGGAUGGAUGGUCAAGGUGGAAGGAAGUCGUGAGGCCGGCCAAAGCCGUACAUAGGCUGUAGCGCCACAGAGAUGGAUGGUCAAGGUGGAAGGAAGUCGUGAGGCAGGCCAAAGCCCUACAUAGGCUGUCUGUAGCGCCACAAAGAUGGAUGUUAAUUAGUGGUUUUUUUCAACAAAAAAAAAUGUUGAAACUGUUCCAAAGCUAUAACUUUGUAUACUUUUAAUAAAUCAUCAUCCUCACGCAGGGAUCCCUUUUAAAAGAGGGGGGGGGGUGGCAAAUAAAUACGAUUAUAAAAACAGAAUCAUUGACAUUUAAGUUGUGAAACAAAGACUUUUAUUUAUAUUUUUUUCUUUCAAUAAUGUUUUAUUUCUUUUGUUCUCUUUUUUUUUUUUUUUUUUGUUUGAAUUAGGUUUAUUUUUUUUAGGUUUAAUUUUUAAAUGCAUUAUUACUUGUGUUGUGGAUACGAUACUUAGUUGUUGUUUUUUUUUUAAAUGAUAUGAAUGUAAAAUAAAUAAAGGGUUAGGAAUCCUUUUCCUAAAGUUUAAUAAAAUUUCAACAUGUAAGAAAGUUUAAGCCACCCCCUUGCCCAUCCCAGCNUCAGUGUUGCAUUUACGCCAAUGUUCUGACAUAUUUCCAUCAAACCUGAGUUUUUUUUCGGCCGCCCCAACAGACUCUAUCAUUUCCGAUGUGGCCCCCCCCCUUCCCCCCCCCCCAUUCACCUUAUUUUUACAUCGUGCCCACCUAAUUGUCUUCUUGUUUAUGGUGAGUCUGGCAAGACAAGCCAUUGACACCUGGCCAUAGAAAAAAUUGGUCUGGUCCAUGACAUGCAUUUACCACGAUCAUCAGGUAGCUGUCAGCCGGACAAUGACACUGGCUGGAUGCGCGCAAAUUGACCAUUCACCGUGGGUUUCCGUCGGAUAAUGUUGGUUAUUCCCCCCCAAUUGUUUGACAUUUUUUUAAUCCCCAACACUAUGAACUCCCCCCAUCGUUCUUCUCCACACCUACUCGGGAAUCUCGCAACCCCCUCCGUACGGCAGUUAGACGAAGCCAUCGCUCUACGCAUGCCGCUUUUGUGUGUGUGUUAGGUGUGGCCUGCACCGAUGUCAAACAAUUCUCCGUCCCGGCUCCUUGGUGUUUUUAAACAAUGGUCUUGCCAAAACAGCCCCCAAAUGCGAGUAACAAAAGCUGACAUUUUGUGCACUGACAUCCCCACCUGCGCCCAGACCAGCGUGCACUUUGCUGAGAUGGGGGAGGAGGGUUGGAAUGUAUGGGCCGUGCGGGGGGGGGGGGGGGGGGCAGAGGGGUUGCGUGGUUGAGUCGUGAUGGAAGAUGAUGGGUGAAUAACUAUUACUCGUACAUGUUUUGAUGGGGGUAGAUGCCACUAUUGGGUUGCUAUGAGAAUAACAUGAAUGACAAAUUCUUUAAAGAUAUUUUGAGGAAAUACAAGUAGCGUUGAAAUACUUAUUGAUACACGACGAACAGAUAUUCGAAAAUACAAACUAUAUUGUGUGUGUGUAUGCGAUCAGUACGGCUUGAUUCGGAAAACUGGACGUGAACAGUUUUUUAAACGCAUGAUAUUCCUAACGUAAAAUUUGUCCAUGACGUAAUUUUAUUUAAAGAUUUAAAAAACAGCACGGGGUGGUAAAUUUGAUUCUAUAAUGGUGCUUCCAUUUGUAUUUGCAUAUGUUUGAUAUUCCUAUCUCUGCGUAUGUUCAAAUGUCUCAGUUUCCCAUCAUCAGUUGUAGACUAUGCUAUUGGCAGAAGACUGAGAAUAUAAAAACGUUAAGACUGCAAUACUAUAAUGUUAUGCGAUGUUUGAAAACGUCCACAUGGGGUAACACAACACAAAGGGCUUCAAUAAUUUCGUCUGCGUCUUUUUUCAUGUAAUACAUUAUUUUAUGACAUGGGGGGGGGGGGGGGGGGGGGAAUGUUUUUUUUUUUUUUUUUUAAUUCCAUAACUUUGAGGGUUUCAAUGCACUUACUUAUUAUGCAGACACGGAAAGGAAAUCCCCUUAUUUAAGAAGAAGAAAUGAGAGACGUAAGUGGACGACACUGGCCAGCCUUUUAAACAAAAUUGAAUUGUUAGGGUCUAAUCGGAUUACAGUGGGAUGAGACUAGGGGGGACGGGUGGUGACCCGUGCGUGGUGUUUAGUUUAUGGUUCACACAUCACUGCACAUAGUUUGCGACGUAGGAAUGCAUGCCACACUUCGGAAUUUUAACUUGGACGGGACUGCAUAACAUGUGACUUUUCUCAAGGGUUAUACAUAGGCAAACAAAAUGGGCAAGAACAUUUUGAAAGUAUUUUUUAUUUUACUUCAUAAUGUGUCUUUGAUAAUAGUUUAUGUUAGCUUCGCUUUUGUUCAUGCGCUUGUCUCUGGCCGGGUGUUUGACAAAAUCUUCGGACGACAAAUUGACCCACUUCCCGUCAACCUAUCGAGCCGAAACACUGCACAUAGCCGAUGGCAUCACAUUCUAUCAAAUUUUCAGCUCCACCCACAAACAUCCAAAAAUAAAUGUUACCUUUUUUUCCCAGGGGAAGAUGAAAUAAAUAUGAUACCACUGAUUUCACGAAAUUAAAUUUCCGAUAACUGCGCUAAAUGAGAUUAUUAUUUUUUUUUUAAAUAUCGCAAGUGCGUUUGGUGAGUAAUAUUUUCUUUUGUUUUUCUGAAUAUAAUUGGUGAAAUUAAUCUGCGGUGUAAAAGCGGGAGUUGAUUUAGAAUAUUAAUAUAUAAUAAACAUAAUUUAAAAAUGCAUGUACAUUAAUCGACGCAACAAACCUUUGACUUGGAACGAGCAUGUCAUGAACUCCGAAUGUGAUCUGUAGUUUUUGUUACAGCACAUCGGUGGCUUUUGUUACAGCACAUCGGUGGCUUUUGUUACAGCACAUCGGUGGCUUUGGUUACAGCACAUCGGUGGCUUUUGUUACAGCAGAUCUGUGGCUUCUGUUACAGCAGAUCUGUGGCUUUUGUUACAGCACAUCGGUGGCUUUUGUUACAGCACAUCGGUGGCUUUUGUUACAGCACAUCUGUGGCUUUUGUUACAGCACAUCUGUGGCUUUUGUUACAGCACAUCUGUGGCUUUUGUUACAGCACAUCUGUGGCUUUUGUUACAGCACAUCGGUGGCUUUUGUUACAGCACAUCUGUGGCUUUUGUUACAGCACAUUGGUGGCAUUUGUUACAGCACAUCUGUGGCUAUUGUUAAUGCACAUCUGUGGCUUUUGUUACAGCUCAUCUGUGGCUAUUGUUACUGCACAUCUAUGGCUAUUGUUAAUGCACAUCUGUGGCUUUUGUUAAAGCUCAUCUGUGGCUAUUGUUAAUGCACAUCUGUGGCUAUUGUUAAUGCACAUAUGUGGCUUUUGUUACAGCACAUCGGUGGCUUUUGUUACAGCACAUUGGUGGCUUUUGUUACAGCACAUCUGUGGCUUUUGUUACAGCACAUCUGUGGCUUUUGUUACAUCACAUCGGUGGCUUUUGUUACAGCACAUUGGUGGCUUUUGUUACAGCACAUCUGUGGCUUUUGUUACUGCACAUCUGUUGCUUUUGUUACAGCACAUCUGUUGCUUUUGUUACAGCACAUCUGUGUCUUUUGUUACAGCACAUCUGUGUCUUUUGUUACAGCACAUCUGUUGCUUUUGUUACAGCACAUCUGUGGCUUUUGUUACAGCACAUCGGUGGCUUUUGUCACAGCACAUCUGUGGCUUUUUGCUACGCACAUCAUACAAGAAUAAGAAACAGGAGGAUUCUCUCCUUAACACUCAAUUAUUUUUCUCGAUGACAGAUGGUUUCAGAAAAAAGAACGUUUAUUCUUUCCGUCAGACCUUACAGAAAAGCAACGGAGAAAUAUCUAGUCAAAAUCGAAAGUGUCUAGAACGAUCCUCUCACUAAAUGUAAUCAGGAUCUGGCAGAAAUCACAACCCAAAUGUUUUUUUUCUUUUUUUUUUUUUUUUUCUUCAGAGUGUUUUUUGGAUGUCAGGCAAAAUAAAAAUCUAAUUCUAUACUGGUUGAGAAGUCCCGGGGCCGGAAAGGGGCGCAACUGUUGUUUUUUUGGAAACGGUCGUAAUCUAGUCAAGAUGAAAUGUUAUUGAACACACAUUUAAAUGUCACUAUUAGUUUUCUUCAUUUGGAUGUUAAAAGAGGGUACCAAAAAAAAAAAACCAAAAAAAAAAACAGAAAAACAAACAGGUAGAACGCGAGCCUAAAAGNGGGGGGGGGGGGGGGGGGGGGGGCAGGAUGAAAACGAGGUACAAGUUUUAUUGUUGACAAAUGCGUCUGCGUCAUCGUAACUCUCCGCAUCAUGGCAGAACCCCCCCUCCACCCACCCAGACCCAACGCUUCACAGCAAUUCUAGAAGCGAUUCAAUCAACAGAGACGCUCUGCUGUUAGCUAAAUAAUCAUGCCAGUCUGAGGAGUGACCAUCUCACAGUUGCAGAAGUAAAAGGAUGAGGUGGGGUAGGGGUGGGGGUUGGGUGGAGGUUGGGAGGGGGGAGAAUACGUCAUCUGUAAAUAGUUGUAAACCUUUCAAAAAAAGAAAGUGGUAUCUUAUGGUAAGUCAGAUGUCAUAGAAGUUUAAAUAAAAAGUGUUGCCAAUAGACUUGAUUGUCUUGACAGGAAAGGUGGUUGGUGUUACUAAUAGGUGAAUUACUACACUGACACGUGGUGGGUGUCACUUAUAGGUGUACGGCUAACCUUUAAGAUGGUCGGUGUCACUAAUAGGUGAACGACUGACCUGACAGGUGGUUGGUGUCACUGAUAAGUGAACGACUGACCUGACAGGUUAAUGGAUACGAGAAGCCGGUAAAUGAUAUCAAAACACAGGAUGUGACACGGAUCAUCGAGAUUGUUCGUAUGCGGCCUUUUGGUUAACCAGAGAUUGAGAACCUUUCUUAAAAGAAAAAAGAACAAAAAACUUCUUUCUAAAGAAUGUGGUUACAAAUAUUUGAUCCAAUAAUUCGAUGAACGAUAUAGGAAUAGGAUACAUUCCUACAAUCUAAAUAAUAUUUGAAGUUCCAAUUAUUCUUUUUAACGAUUUUAUCUGUGCUCUCAUUUCCAUUUUUUUGUUUUGUUUUUUUUCCCAGCGAAUCUUUUUUUUGCACACACGUGACUCUAUCGCUCAGUUGAUCAUAGUUUAUCGCGCCUGCUUCUUUCAGUGAACGGCGGGAGAAGGGUGGGCAAGAGGGAGCGGGCGAUACUUCGUGGACGGUGGCGGGUAGACAUUGUCGCUCAAAUUGUCGUGGUUGACCGCGUCUGCUGCGUUGAGUGAACGGGUGGUUAAGCGGUUGAGCGGAAAAAUCAUAGUGAAAAAAAUAAGACAUGGGGGAAAAAAAAGUCAUACGUUUUGCUAGGAUUACAGUCAUAGGACAUUAAGUCACGUGAAAAAAAAUGAAUAGGACAAAAAUUCACUAAAAAAACAAUCACAAAAAAACCAACUUGUUACUUUUGACAAUAAAAUUAUGAAUUACUUUUAAUAAAAACUUUUCGGUGACAUUUUUCCUGUGACUUUUGUGCCUGCAAUGAGGUAGGGAAACUCAGAGCUGCUCUUUAGUCUUAUGGCCAGAUAAAGUUUUAAGUCGUUUUAACCAGGAUUUUUGUAAGCAUUUGAUGUUAAAAGAGUAAAUAAUUCUACUUAUGGUGAUUAUUUAAAGAUGACAAUUUCCACACUAAAAAAUUAAGAAUUUAAAAAAUAUUAAAAUUUAAAAAAAAUAAAAAAAAAAACUUUUCUAUCAAAAACGAGUUUAAACACGCUAGAAAUUAGAAAAUUGUUUAAAAUUUAUUAAAAUGCAUUACGCAAAGAAAGUUUGUAAAGCAAAUAUUUUCAAAACGUUCAAGUUUCGUCUACAUUCACUUCGAAUCCUUUGGCUGCAUUAGGAGCUCAUCUACACUUUUGGACAGUCCUUCUUUGGCUGCAUAAGGAGCUAAUCUACACUUCUGCGCAGUCUUUUUUGAGCAAAUGUAUUUAAGAAAUUGUAAAUUAUUUUAUACUUUUAUGUUUAUGCCUUUAAACUCGUCUUUAAAUGCAAUUUUUUCUCAAAAUAAGUUAUAUUAAUAGAUUUUGUUUUAUAUCUAAGGACUUCACUGGUCGCAUAAUUUUCUGUUGUCCUGUAACCCUUUCGCUCUGUCGAUUCAGUCUUCCUCGUGCUGACUUGUAAGGUCGCAUCUGAGUUAAUGACACAGACUUUCAUCUCUGGUAUGCUUGGUGGGUCAAAAAAAAGGGGGAGCAGGGUAGUGAGGAAUGGGGAACAUAAGAAAGUGUGAAAACAACAGCAAACGCCCCCCCCCCUUUCCGUACAAGAACCAGCGCCCUCCCCGUACAAUAACCAGCGGUUUUGAUAUGGGAUGGCGCCAAGUGUUGGUGCAGGGAUUUUCGGCAAUUAGGGGACUCUCAUCAUCAGACGGCAAACAGUCGCUUGGUUCUAGUGUACAGUUUCAUGCCUGGGUAAUGAGCAACUGAAACUACCCGGGAUUUUGUAAUAAUUUAUUAUUUUUAAAUUGGAAUCCUUUUUUGAUUAUAAAAAUAAAAAAUCUCUCUCAAAACAUGAAAAUUGCACUUCUUGUAGUACAUCUUUUGACCCAUUACACCAUUUUUAAUCAAAUUGAAUUUUUUGUUUAUGUUUCAUUGGUCAAAAUUAUAAAUGUUGCUUUUCAUAAUUUUUAAAGAGUUACGCAUUAUUAUUGUAUCGUCAUGAGUGCCGUGGCUUUUACUUUUUUUUACAGGUGUGCCAAAAUAACAUAAUUUUGUUUCUUGCUGUAUGCCAAUGCAGUUUAAUUUCUUUACAUCCCAUGCAAAGAAUAAAAGUUCUUUAAAAAAAGUUUUCGUGUUAGAAAUAGUAUUCCAUCCGUUUCCUGCCUCCAACAACCCUAGCGUUGCGCACGAAUUAUUCCAUACCGGGUCCCUGAUUUCCCCCCCCCCCCUUUCUACGCUCUAAUCCUAUAACUCCAAUAAGCGAGAGAAUGACAGCACCCAGGGCGUGGAGACCGAGAAAGUUGAUACUAGUAAACAAACGGGACAAUACCAGCAGGGGAAACGCCGGGACGUUUGCUCCCCGUGUGGCCGUCGGCGUGAAAUGGAGGCCAAUGGGGUGAAUUAAUUGGCGCGUUGUCAUCUUGAAAGCUGGCCGGUGAGCGAAAAGACGUCAUGGCGGACUCUCCGGCCGGAGGUGCCGUUGACACGAAGAAGAGAGGGGACAAAGCGGAUUAAAAUUUCUAAUUUAAAAAAAAAAAAAAAUUUUUGUCAGUUUCGAAUCUGAAUUUAGAGGUUAGGGUCGCACGCCUGCGAAUAAAGGGAGGUAAUGUAUCACGUGACAAAAGAAAUAUGUUGUUCUUGGAUUAUCUCCGUUUCCGGUCCUAGAUGCCAAUAGUUGUUUACAGUGGGUGUCAAAUCUGUAUGCAAUCCACGACUACGAAAUCGGCCCGUGCAAAUAUUUAAGAUUUUCUUGCCUUAAAAAAUAAAUAUAUAUAUAUAUAUAUUUUUAAAGUUAAAAUAAUUGUGUUCUAGCAAAUUAAGUAUGGGAGUUUUAAAUCUUGAACGGAGGAAAUGUCUUUUCUGUCCCAUUAAAUUUGAGAAAUGAAGUCUUGCAUUGAUUAAAAUGUUUAAAAAUAAAAUCAAUAGUACAACAAGUUAUGUUUAUGCGUGAAAAAAGACUUAUAAAUGUUAAAAAUUGUUUUUUUAAAGUUAUUUAACAGAUAUAUAUAUAUGUAUAAUUUUUGGGGAAGUAAGAAAAAAAUACAAUGAGGAAGCAGUUGAUAAGGUCCAUUGUUUCCUGGAGUACAAGUACAUUUAAAUAGCACAGAUCUUCCAAAUAAUACCUAUGACUGAAAGGCAUAGAAAAACAGAAAACAUUCAAACAUAGAGACAAUACAAAAAUAGCUACAGAAAAAGAGACACUGUACAAACAUAGACACCAUACAAUAUAGACACCGAACAAAUAUAGACACCAUACAAACAAAGGCACCAUACACACAUAGACACCAUGCAAACAUAGACACAUACAAACAUAGACACCAUGCAAACAUAGACACCAUACAAACAUAGACACCAUAUAAACAUAGGGACCGUACUAACAUAGGCACCAUACAAACAAAGACAUCAUGCAAACAUAGACACCAUACAAAAAAGAAAACAUACAAACAUAGCAACCAUACAAACAUUGACACCAUUCAAACAUAAACACCAUGCAAAAAUAGACACCAUGUAAACAUAGACAACAUGCAAGAUAGACGCAAUGCAAACAUAGACACCAUACAAACAUAGACACCAUGGAAUCAUAGACGCAGUACAAACAUCGGCAAAGUACAAACAUAGACGCAGUACAAACAUAGACGAAUUGCAAACAUAGACACCGUACAAAAAAGGAGCAUCACAAACAUAGACGCAGUACAAACAUAGAGGCAGUACAAAUAUAGAAUCAAUACAAUUGUGAGGAACAUUCAAACAAUGCCAUUCUAAUACCCACAACAUGUUUGUACCAACAGAGUCAUAUUCACAAAUGGCAAGUGACAAUAUUGCAGCAUUAUUAUACUGGACAGAACCAGACAAAAUUAGUGUUGGUGGCAUGCAUGAACUCCCCAACCACUAGAGUUGCUGGACAAAACAUGCAUCCAAGUAACGCACUUUAUAAGAAUCUCAAUUAGUGCUAACUUUGGGGAAUUUUAUUUUGCGCGCCAACUGAACACAGCGUUGCAGCCAUACUUACAUAGCUAGACAAUUACUGUUUGUGAUAUCCAUUCUUGUGUACCGGAUGUGUCAAUCUUCUAAGGAUAAAUUCAAACUAACAUAAUCCUUAUUUGCAUCCAUCAGCUGCUAUCUGGCAUCUACCAGCAGCUAUCGCACAUCUAUCAACUAGCAUGAAGAUUUUUACCAAUUGUCCUUGUAUCGUUGCAAAUGUUCCUCAUAGUGUUGUCAAUUUUCCUUAUAUUGUUAUCAAUGUUCCUUAUAUUAUUGCCAAUGUUCCUUAUAUUUAUGUCAAUUAUCCUUUAAUUGUUGCAAAUGUUUCUUAUAUUGUUGUCAAUGUUUCUUAUAUAAUUGGUAAUGUUCCUUAUAUUGUUGCCAGUGCCUCCUAUAAGGUUGCUAGGGGUCCCUUACAUUGUUGUCAAUCUUCCUUAUGUUUAUGACAAUGUUCCUUAUAGUGUUGCUACUGUUUCGAAGAGUGCUACCAGUGCCCCCUACAUUGUUACUUAUGCCCCCUACAUUGUUACUUAUGCCCCCUACAUUGUUGACAAAUGUUCCUUUUAUCGAUGACAACGUUUUCUGAUAUCUUCGCUGAUGUUCCCCACAGGUUCCCUGGGCACCGAGGGCCGCACGUGCAACAAGUCUUCCUUGGGGACGGACGGCUGUGACAUCAUGUGCUGUGGGCGGGGCUACCACACGCGCGUGGUCAAGCAGCAGUACAAGUGCGAGUGCAAGUUCCACUGGUGCUGCUACGUCCAGUGCAAAGACUGUCAGCAGUGGGUGGAGCUGCACGCCUGCAAAGGGCUGGAACCACUGGUUGAGGCGGACUCCUGAUAAUGUCUGCUGGCGAUGUCUUGUGGAAAGGAGGUGUGAAGAGUCUGUAAGACUUUUAAAAAAACGUUGAUUGGAAAAAAAUGAUACGGGAUUUUAUUUUCCUGUUUCUCAGUGGUGCAUUGAACUCCUAACGAUGUAAUGUAAGUGUCGCAAUGAAAUGUAUACGUCACAAUGAAAUGCAUACGUCACAAUGAAAUGUAUAAGUCACAAUGAAAUGUAUACAUCACAAUGAAAUGUGUACGUCACAAUGAAAUGUAUACGUCACAAUGAAAUUUAUACGUCACAAUGAAAUGUAUACGUCAAAAUGAAAUGUAUACGUCACAAUGAAAUGUAUACGUCACAAUGAAAUGUGUACGUCACAAUGAAAUGUAUAUGUCACAAUGAAAUGUAUACCUUACACUGAAAUGUAUACGUCACAAUGAAAUUGUAUACUUUACACUGAAAUGUAUACUUUACACUGAAAUGUAUACUUUAAAAUGAAAUGUAUACGUCACAAUGAAAUGUAUACGUCACAAUGAAAUGUAUACGUCACAAUGACAUAUUUUCGUAACUUUGAUGAAAAAUAUUUGUAACAUGCGAUUUUUUUUAUUCAUCCUUCAGUUUUAUUUAUGAACACAAUGUUUUCACGCUCACUGUGGCAUCAUUGCGACGGAGUGGGACUCCUCGACCGCGUUGUUUAUCGACUUCUGUAAUGCUAAUACCUCAUUGAUGAAUAUCAGUCUGGUCUUUCACUGAGACUACCAAUGCUUAAUUUAACUUCUUUGAUCAUCACUAACCAUGCCUUCCUGCUGACCGUGCCUUCCUGCUGACCGUGCCUUCCUGCUGACCGUGCCUUCCUGCUGAUCGUGCCUUCCUGCUGACGUGCCUCCCUGCUGACCGUGCCUUCCUGUUGACCGUGCCUUCCUUCUGACCGUGCC
Messenger RNA from Lymnaea stagnalis (great pond snail), 13826 nucleotides. NCBI's taxonomy places the organism in Eukaryota, Metazoa, Mollusca, Gastropoda, Lymnaeidae. The record is from the annotation of a GenBank genome assembly.